Messenger RNA from Ctenocephalides felis (cat flea), 574 nucleotides. Its product is annotated as 39S ribosomal protein L30, mitochondrial-like. The transcript has 3 exons. The record is from RefSeq and is a predicted model, not a curated record. Gene Ontology annotation, cellular component: large ribosomal subunit; mitochondrion. NCBI's taxonomy places the organism in Eukaryota, Metazoa, Arthropoda, Insecta, Siphonaptera, Pulicidae. Gene Ontology annotation, biological process: translation. The coding region runs from base 44 to 574 and encodes 176 amino acids. Gene Ontology annotation, molecular function: structural constituent of ribosome.
UUAACCAUUCGUUAUUAACCUACGUAAAAAAUACUGCAAAAACAUGAUUAUUUCAUCCUUACUUAUAAAAAAUAAUAGUAUUCCUUUAGUUAGACAUUAUAUUCGACCAAAGUUUGCAGGAGGUGUCAAAUUUGGACAAAUAACUUAUUAUCCAAGACAUCCAGAUGAAAAAGAUCCUGACUAUGAGCCAACAAAAUUAUUUAGGGUUCAACGGGUCAAACCAGUUAAAGGCACACCGUAUUGGGAAAGACGAAUCUUGAGAGAUUUAGGACUGGUUGAUAAGCAAACGGACAUAGCAAUAGUAAAAAACAUACCAGAAAACAAUGCAAGAUUAUGGACAAUCAAGCAUUUAAUAAAAGUUACGCCUAUUGUAUUUCCCUAUGGAGAACCUACCGAGAAAGAUCUUCAUGCAACAUUUUUAAAAGAAAAUGGAGAAUGUAUAGUUCAUAAAGAUAUUACAAUUACUGAGAAACAAGUUCAGAUUACAGAGAAUUUUAAAAAUGAUCAAAAGAAAUUAGAUUCAGAUACAUUAAAGAAAGAUUCUCGGUUGAAAUGGUUAAAUCCUUGGAACUGA